Cygnus olor (mute swan) is the source of this 4537-nucleotide messenger RNA. RefSeq names its product SLAIN motif family member 2 (gene SLAIN2). NCBI's taxonomy places the organism in Eukaryota, Metazoa, Chordata, Aves, Anseriformes, Anatidae. The record is from RefSeq and is a predicted model, not a curated record. Gene Ontology annotation, biological process: positive regulation of microtubule polymerization; cytoplasmic microtubule organization; microtubule nucleation. Gene Ontology annotation, cellular component: microtubule plus-end.
GACAAGAUGGCGGCGGCGGCGGCCGGACGCGAGCCCUCCGCCCUCUCCGCCGCCGCCCGCCGGCGCCGCUGAGGAGGAGGCGGUAGCGCCCGCCCCGCUCCGCCCUCCUCCCCUCCCUCAGCCGCGGGCCGCCCGGCCAUGUAGACGGGGCGGAGGAGCCCCCUCCCCUCAGCCGCCAUGGAGGACGCGGUCCCGGGCGUGAACGCGGACGCGGAGGUGCGGAAGCUGCAGGAGCUGGUGAAGAAGCUGGAGAAGCAGAACGAGCAGCUCCGCAGCCGCCACGCCGCCCUGCCCGCCGGCCCCGCCAGCCCCAAGCGGCCCCCGGCCGGCAGCGGGGCCUCACCGGGGUCCCCCCUCCUCGCCGCCGCCGCCUCCUCCCUACCGGCCGACGGCCGCUGCCUCAGCCCCAGCCCCGGCCCCAGGGCCGCGGGGCGGCGGCCGCCCCCCGAGGAGCCCGGCGGGGAAGGCGACGGCCUGCUGGACGACGCGGCGCUGCUGCGGCCCGACGAGCUGGAGCGCCUGGCCGGCUGCGAGGAGGACGAGACCGGCUGGCUAUAUACAUCCCCAAAGAAGAGACUGACUCCAGUGCAAAAAUCUGUUAGUCCGUUAGUUUGGUGCAGGCAGGUGUUGGAUUACCCAAGUCCUGACAUUGAAAGUGCUAAAAAGUCACUGAUCCACAGGCUGGAACAGACGAUGUCAGCUUUGAAGAGACAGAAUUUGUACAGUAGCCCUUUCAGUGCGGUCAGUUACGCAAGCUCCUAUAGCCCAAAUACUAGUAGCCCCUACAGCAGUGGUUUCAACUCUCCCUCCUCAACACCAGUGAAAUCUGCUUUAGUAAAACAGUUCAUACCUUCUGGCACCUCAGGUCACCUUAAAAGCUCAGCAGAUAGGAAUCCUCCACUAAGUCCACAGUCCUCUUUGGACAGUGAAUUAAGUGCAUCAGAGAUGGAUGAGGACUCUAUUGGAUCUAAUUACAAGCUAAAUGAUGUUACAGAUGUGCAAAUUUUAGCACGAAUGCAGGAAGAAAGCCUCCGGCAAGAGUAUGCAGCAACUGCUUCUCGGCGUAGUUCCGGUUCUUCUUGCAAUUCUACGAGGCGAGGCACACUCAGCGAUCAGGAGCUUGAUGCACAGAGUUUAGAAGAUGAAGAAGAUGGCAUGCAUCACGCAGUGCACCCUGCUGUUAACAGGUUCUCACCAUCACCUCGUAGCUCUCCCUGGCCAUCACCAAAACAAUCUCCAAGGAAUUCACCUCGUUCCCGAUCGCCUGCUCGAAGUAUAGAGUACAGUAGAGUGUCACCCCAGCCUAUGAUUAGCCGUUUACAGCAACCUCGUCUUUCACUUCAAGGCCAUCCUACAGAUUUGCAGACUAGUAAUGUCAAAAGUGAAGAAAAACUAAGGCGUAGUCUUCCAAACCUGUCCAGGACAUCUAAUAUCCAAGCUGAGUCUGUGAAAAAACAGCAGAAGACCUCAAACUUCCAAGUGCCAAAUGGAGGAAUACCUCGCAUUCAACCUCAAGCCUCAGCCAUACCUUCUUCAAGUAAAUUCCGCUCCCCUGCAGCACCAUCUCCCCUAGCUCUCCGACAACCAGUGAAAGCAUUUAGUAACCAUGGACCCAGUUCUGUUGCUUCUCCAGAAGCCACACAGCUGACGCACAGCAGUUCUUCACCAGGGCCUCUUGGGGCUCAGAGUUCAGGCUUGCCAAGCCCUGCCAGCAGUAUUAACAGCACUACUCUUACCAGACCGGCAGGGACAGCAGGGAUGAGGAGUGGUUUACCCAGACCCAGUGCCCCUUCUACGGGGGGCAUCCCAGUGCCUCGUAGCAAACUUGCACAGCCUGUUCGCAGAUCAUUACCCACUCCUAAAACCUAUGGUAACAUGAAAGACGAAAGCUGGAAAGAUGGCUGCUAUUGAACUGCAAAGUGUAAUGCAGAGUUCCAGUGCUCAUGGAUGCUUCCUCACCAGACUAACAGACAGCUUGAUUAUACAGACUGUUCAGAUGUGACUUUUGGGAUUUGUAAAAAUUCCAGACCUCUCUGUCUCUAAUUAGCACAAACUGGCAGAGAUUAUAAAGCAGCACUUUAAUGACAUCUAACAUCAGAUGUUUGGUGAUCAUACAAUCACUUUCACAUUAAAUUGCUCUCAGUUCUGUUGUUGGUUUUUGUUUUUUUGCUUGCUUGCUAAAAAUAUAUCAAUUUGAGCAUUUAUGACAGUGGCCAAUGUCUGGGCAAAAACCUAACGAAUGCCAAAGAAAUGCCCAUCUUGAAAAACAGCAAGUGUAACAGUCAACUUAGAUUGUCCAAAACUUCAUUUUUUACUCUUUUAAAUCAGCAAAAUGAUUGGUAAAUAUGUACUAUUAAAACAAGACCACAUUAAUCAGAGUGGGUAUUCUGACUGCAGACUGCUACAGUGCUAACAAAACAUUGCUUUUCACAAUUGUUUGAGAUUCUCAUUGGGGAAAGUGGUACGUACAUCCUUCAGAAAGAAUCAGAAGUUACUCUGGAGGCUUAGGUAGAACAGUAAAUAGUAGCCAUGGCUUUUAUUAACAUUGAAGGUUUGAAUGUAGCAGACGUACACAAACACAAUAGUAUAGAUUGCAUCUUUCCGACGUUGAUUUAUCAGCUUUACAUGCUCUUAUAUGUUUGAUUGCCAAAAGGGCUUCGUAUCAGUUGUACAAUCUUUCUAACCUUAACGUUUCUGGCUCAGGAAAGAUGGCCUUUGCUAUUGUAGCCACAUUUUUAACACAUGGCAUGCUAUUUGGGGAAAACUUUUUUUUUAUAGCAGGUUUCCUUGAAAAGGAAAGAGCAAGUAGUAAUGUUAAUUUGUUCUAAUACCACACCACUAUGCUUGCAGCCUGGAACACAACUGUAAAUGCUGGUAGUUAUGGAGAAGGAAACACAACUAUGCACUUGUAACAUACAAAUUUUAAGGUAAUGAGUUGACUUUUGAUGCCAAAUGAUAUUCAUUUAGGUGAUGUUCCAUGGUAUGAGGGAGUUUUCUGUAUCCUAUUUUUUUACUUUCAUCCAUUUCUUAAAUUGGUUUAUUUUAAAUUGUAAAUAUUUUUACAGAAGAUAUUGCCCAUGUAAGUGUGUUUAAAUAUGUACUUUGCCUUACAUAUGUGUAUCUUACAUUACUGGUAACAGAGUAUGAAACCUGCUAUGUCUGUUUACAAGCUAUUAAAUUCCUCCCGUGGCUCUGACUUAUUCUAACACUCACGUUUUGCUCAAAGCAACUCAUUCAUAUAAUUACCAUUUGAACCAUUGUUUUCUGUUCCGGAAGACAUCAUGCAAACAUUUGUAACAAAAGUUGUAUUGGGUGGGACUAGUUAAAUGGAAGGGAUUUUGUUUGAAGCUUUUUCAGUAUUUUGGAUGUACAGUUGAUGAAGUAACAGAAUGUGAAUGGUACCCUUUGUGCAAUGACUGACAAACACUAAAAGUUGGAUUGGACGGUAGGUAGCCUUCAGCCCCGUUAGUAUCUGAGGUUGGAACUGCAGGUGUAUUUUGACUCCCACCACUAAGAGGAUAACUAACCCUGAAAUUCUGGCACUUGAAUUUUAGGCUAGCAUUAGCAUAUUCCUGGAUGAAAAGCCAUGCAAUACUACUUGAGUUGGAAGAAGCCAAAUAGGAAGGAGUGAAGACUGAUUUGCAGCUCUAAUUACUCCAGCAGCUGUAGGCAAGUUUUGGAUUGAUGAGCGACUUCACUCUCCAGACCAAGAUCUGUGCUGAGACUUUGAAGUCGGGGUAUCAAAUAUACUGUAAUUCAGUAAGAUUUCAGCAGAAGUAAAGAAACUACCUUGCACCAGUAGACCACCCCUAGGCACUUAUCUAACCUCGUGUCACUUGGCGGCGCAGGUAAUGGACGUUAGUCAGUAUCAUGUAACUAGUAAGCAGAAGAGAUCAAAUGCUCCUAUUCCCAUAAAAGGCUGAAUUCUAACAUUUCAGCUUUUAUAAAGCAAUGCUGCAGUCUUCAUUGACAAAAAAAUGACAUUUUAAUUGGUGGAUUUUAUUAAACGCUUAAUAGACGUUUAAAUUUUGAGAUUCAGUUCAGAUGGCAAUAUUGGGGUUUUACCAUGGCUGCAUCAACUGUUGUAAUACGUUUCCUUAAGUUAUAGUAAUUCAUCACUUGGUAAGUUCAGCUUCAGUUCUGUAAGCAUUCUUUUCUCUGCCGUUCUACCUCCCCCUGGAAUACAGCUAACGACUUCCUGAAAAAACCAGACUAUCUGUUCACUAGAAAGCCUUGUGCAUUACCAGUUUAUUGAUAUCAGGAAAUCAUGGGGCUCUGUGUUAGAGAUUACUGCAGAAAGUGUGGAAAUAUGGAUUUGAUAAACUAGUGCCAUAUGAUUUACUUACUUAUGUUGGAUAUAGUAGUAAGGUUUUAUGAAUGUGGAUUACUUUGUGUGCCAACAGCUCGGAAUUGUUGUAUGUAUGUAGGCAGAAAGACUUGUUCUGCUUCCAAAGUUAUUUAAUUUUUUUUGUGUUUGAAUGUUUUUGUAAGUGUUUAAAAGUGUAAAAAUAUAUAUAAAUAUUCUUACCACAAAAUA